GCCCCGCAGAGGGAAUGGCAACAGCCUGCUGGGAGCAAUGUGGACUGCCAGCUGCCGAUCUCGCUGUUGACAGUAAAAGCAGAUAUGUUCCUUGCUCACUGCCACUAGUACUGACCAUGACCCUUCACACCAAAACCUCUGGAGUUACCCUGCUGCACCAGAUUCAAGGCACUGAACUGGAGACACUGAGCAGACCUCAGCUGAAGAUUCCCCUGGAAAGAUCUCUCAGCGACAUGUACGUGGAGACCACCAAGACAGGAGUUUUUAACUACCCAGAAGGAGCCACCUAUGAUUUUGGUACUACGGCUCCCGUCUACAGCUCUACCACGCUCAGUUAUGCUCCUACGUCUGAAUCUUUUGGGUCCAGCAGUCUGGCAGGAUUUCACUCCCUGAACAGUGUCCCACCAAGCCCGGUGGUGUUCUUGCAAACGGCACCCCAGCUGUCGCCCUUCAUCCAUCAUCACAGCCAACAGGUACCCUAUUACCUUGAAAAUGAUCAGGGCAGCUUUGGGAUGAGGGAAGCUGCUCCUCCAGCCUUCUACAGACCGAGCUCCGACAACAGGCGCCACAGCAUCCGGGAGAGGAUGUCCAGCACCACCGAGAAGGGGAGCCUGGCCAUGGAGGCCACCAAGGAGACGCGGUACUGUGCCGUCUGCAACGACUACGCCUCAGGGUACCACUACGGGGUCUGGUCUUGCGAGGGCUGCAAAGCCUUUUUCAAAAGGAGUAUUCAAGGGCACAAUGACUACAUGUGUCCUGCUACUAACCAGUGCACCAUUGACAAGAACAGAAGGAAGAGCUGCCAGGCCUGCAGGCUGAGAAAAUGCUACGAAGUGGGAAUGAUGAAAGGUGGAAUCCGGAAAGACCGCAGAGGUGGGCGAGUGAUGAAACAAAAACGCCAAAGAGAGGAGCAGGAUUCCAGGAAUGGGGAGGCUUCUUCAACAGAGCUGCGAGCUCCCACCCUUUGGACAAGUCCACUGGUGGUUAAACAUAACAAGAAGAACAGCCCUGCCCUGUCCCUGACGGCAGAACAGAUGGUCAGUGCCUUGCUGGAAGCUGAGCCACCUGUAGUUUAUUCUGAAUACGACCCAAACAGACCAUUCAAUGAAGCCUCUAUGAUGACCCUGUUGACCAACCUUGCAGACAGAGAAUUGGUGCACAUGAUCAACUGGGCAAAAAGAGUUCCAGGAUUUGUGGAUUUAACACUCCAUGAUCAGGUCCAUCUACUGGAAUGUGCCUGGUUAGAAAUACUGAUGAUCGGCUUAGUCUGGCGCUCCAUGGAACAUCCAGGAAAGCUUUCGUUUGCACCUAACCUGUUACUGGACAGGAAUCAAGGGAAAUGUGUAGAGGGCAUGGUGGAAAUCUUUGACAUGCUGCUGGCUACUGCUGCUCGGUUUCGCAUGAUGAACAUUCAAGGGGAGGAAUUCGUGUGCCUUAAGUCCAUCAUCCUGCUCAAUUCUGGUGUGUACACUUUUCUUUCCAGCACCUUGAAAUCUCUGGAAGAAAAAGAUUAUAUUCACCGUGUCCUGGACAAAAUCACAGAUACUCUGAUACACUUAAUGGCUAAGUCAGGUCUUUCUCUGCAGCAGCAACACAGACGACUGGCUCAGCUCCUCCUCAUCCUCUCUCACAUCAGACACAUGAGCAACAAAGGAAUGGAGCACCUGUACAAUAUGAAGUGUAAGAACGUAGUUCCACUCUACGAUCUCUUGCUGGAGAUGCUGGACGCUCACCGACUGCACGCCCCAGCAGCCAGGAGUGCUGCACCCGUGGAAGAGGAGAACCGAAGCCAGCUGACAACUGCAUCAGCUUCAUCUCAUUCCUUGCAGUCUUUUUAUGUAAACAGCAAAGAAGAGGAAUAUGCAGAAUACAAUAUAAACGGAAGUCAGCAUAUACAGUGGUAUGAGAAACCCAGCAGUGUUCUACCUAGCUCAUGCUCCAUUUCAUCUGUAGUGCCACCUUUGAAAACACUCCAGUGAACAGACACCAGCAUUUUCCAUAUGAGUGUUUGUCAAGCGCUUGCCUAAAUUGAUUGCUUAUCCUAAAUGGAAGGCAUUUCAUUGCCAUGGAUAGCAGGCAAGGAUUGUCUGGCUAACUUGAUUUAAAAUUUGUAGUGUUUUAAUUUAAUUUUGCAUGUUAUUUGGGUAAUUAAGUCCUCAUCUGAAGCAUACAUUCAUUUUACUAUAAAUUGAGAGGCCAUAGCACCCAUGCAUAUUGGUAUCUUCAUGAGUGGUGGUCUUUGUUAAUAGCCAUCCAAAAUCCUGAGCUCACUUAGUCCCUUACUUGCUUGAAACUUUGAAGCAGUUUGGUGGAGAUUCUGUAUGACUUCUUGGGCAGUGUAAGGAGAAAGCUGACUGGCAUCUUAGUGUGCCAUAGGGAAGCUGCACUGCGAGGGACUGCCUUGGUAGUCUAGUUGGAUUCCUGCCUCUUUUCUUCCUACAGUAUAAAGGAACUGCUGUCUGAGAAUUAUAGUAUUUUACCUCGCUGGCUUACAUCACCAGACAACUCCCUUUCAGCCUCAUUCUGACCAAAUGUUUAGGUACCCUUACCAUAUUCCCUAGAUUAAUUGCUUUGCAUGCAUGCUGUCUUGUCUGAUCCUAGAAAGCUAAAUAAUUUUGUUGCCCAAGAGUGUAAAUCCAGGGCAACAUGGCAAACAGUGAUAACACAGAGAAUUACUCUUGAAUCAGACCAGAUGAUUACAAAAAUCAUAUGGUCUUCACACACAUACAGGAUCCAGCACUAUU
Messenger RNA from Onychostruthus taczanowskii (white-rumped snowfinch), 2744 nucleotides. RefSeq names its product estrogen receptor 1 (gene ESR1). Gene Ontology annotation, cellular component: nucleus. NCBI's taxonomy places the organism in Eukaryota, Metazoa, Chordata, Aves, Passeriformes, Passeridae. Gene Ontology annotation, molecular function: zinc ion binding; sequence-specific DNA binding; nuclear estrogen receptor activity. The record is from RefSeq and is a predicted model, not a curated record. Gene Ontology annotation, biological process: steroid hormone receptor signaling pathway; regulation of DNA-templated transcription.